UACGGUAAAUGAAAGAAGGUUCGAAGAAAUGAUUGACGGCACUCGGGUGGUUGGGCUGCUUCAUCUUCGUUGACCUCAAAUUCUCAUGGCUGGCUAUCUUCCAGGCUUCGUGAUUCCUCUGCUGCUGGAUUGACAGGAGGAAGGAUGGCUGACAGUGGAGUCUUUAGUCUGGUAAACGAGCUGCAUCAAUUAAUUCUCAUAUUAAGGAAAAUACUGAAUAUAAAGAAAUUGCAAGCCAAGUUAUUUACUAAAAACGUUGGCGGGGUCAUCAUGUUACUGACAAUGGAAGGAGCCCCAACUCUGCCGGAACAAUUAGUAGAAGAGAUUCUACCUCUUGCACUGCCCGUUGGAGAUUUUGUUCGAGGACCCAGGCAACGAACUAUAAGGGCGAAACUUGAGUAUACGAUGGCUACUUGUUACAGAGGAAAAUUAUCAAAUGAAGUGCCAGAAUUAGUAGAACAGAUUGAUCUCAAUGAGAAUAACCUGGAGAAAUUUCUUGAUUCAACUGACUUCUACAAGAAAAGAAAUGCUUCGGAACAUUUACGCAACAAUUUGGCAUUACUACCUUCACGUCAGGCGAUAAGAGCACUGCUUGAGGCUAGUUGUCUACUCAAAGACACCAUAAUCUUUUUCCAUGAAGUCGGUACUGAAUUAGCUGCUCUCUGCGAAUGUCUAAGGUUCCUGCUGACCAUUUCCAAGAAGUGCGAGCAUUCAAACGAAUGGCCUUGUCACCAAUUCGUGGAAGGCAUCAGGGAUGUCACGAUCAAAGCACUUGAUGCUGUCAACUGUGCAGACAAAGAUAGUCUUAGCUCGGAGAUGCAGAAAUUUGAGGACCGUAUACAGUUGGAUCCUAGUGUGAUAUGUGAAGAUGCUGAAGUUAUAAAGGAAGAUUGUGUCGAGAAGAUGGCCAAGAAAUUUUUUGAUAGGAAAAAUGGCAAGCGAUUGGUUUUGUUGGAUACUUUAGAAAUGCUUCAUUCCUGCAAGGAAGGGAUUAUUGAUAUGACUCUUCGCAAACUUCAUAGAAAAGACCAUCAAUCGCUGAAUGCUGCACUUGGAGGAAAUGGCUUUCCUUCACCGUCUAUGAUCUGUGAGAUGUUUGCCAGAGAAGAUCUUCCUUCACUGCCUCUGACACAUUGUCUACGUGCUUUUCCUUUGAUUGAAGGAAGAAAAAGAAGAAGAGCAGGUGCUUUGCACAAUUGCAUUGUAGAAAAUCAGCACAAUUUAUUGUACUUUUUCAAGAAGUUGAUCUUGCCAGAUUUUCAGAUGAUGUCUUGCAGCUGUUUACUUUAUCAGCAGAUCUUUAUCUAGACUCGUGCCUUGUAAAAUGAGUACAUGUUUACUUCAUUAAACAUUUUCCAGGAAAAAAAAAGAAGAAAAAGCAUAAAGCCAA
Molecule: messenger RNA, 1390 nt
Organism: Coffea arabica (coffee)
Lineage: Eukaryota; Viridiplantae; Streptophyta; Magnoliopsida; Gentianales; Rubiaceae
Source: RefSeq, a predicted model, not a curated record